UGUCUGUAAGAACACUAGGAUCUCAGUUCUCAGUUGACUAACUAUUGUUGCACCCAUAAAAAUCUGUCAGUUUAAGCUAGAGAUAUCUGUUUUGUUGCAUGGGCUGCGUCUCAAUCCACUUAAUCAGCCUAUGUCGGCCUUCCACAUAUGUGGUGGACGUUUUGGCCUACUAACUAAUAUGACCCCUCUAUAGAAAGAUGAGACUCUCACAAAGCCCAGUAGGACUGGUAUGAAGGUAACCUGGUACCGGUUUAAAAAAUGAAUGGAAGUCCUCAUCUUUCUUAUAUCUCCUAGAUAUAGGACAGACACUUCCAAACCUUAUUCCUUAUGAAACAUUUUUUUUCUCUGUUUUUCCAUAUCUUAGCUUAGUAGAACCCAUAAAGAUGGAUGGAUGAUUUUUCAGCAAUAAUGCAUCCAGGUGAAACAGGGGAUGAACUUCAGAAGCUCGUCGUAUGACGUGAAGUCGGGGCUGAAGAUAGCGGUGAAGAAGCUGUCGAGGCCGUUCCAGUCCGUCAUCCACGCUAAGAGGACCUACAGAGAACUACGACUCCUCAAACACAUGAAACACGAGAACGUGAUCGGCCUGUUGGAUGUGUUUACGCCCGCUACCAGCCUAGAGGAGUUCAACGAUGUGUACCUGGUGACCCACCUGAUGGGGGCGGACCUCAACAAUAUUGUCAAGUGUCAGAAACUGACGGACGACCACGUUCAGUUCCUCAUAUACCAGAUCCUCCGGGGUCUCAAGUAUAUCCAUUCAGCAGACAUCAUCCACAGAGAUCUGAAGCCCAGUAACUUGGCAGUGAAUGAGGACUGUGAGCUCAAGAUCCUGGACUUUGGUUUGGCGAGACACACGGAUGAUGAGAUGACGGGUUACGUAGCAACCAGGUGGUACCGCGCCCCAGAGAUCAUGCUUAACUGGAUGCACUACAACAUGACAGUUGACAUCUGGUCGGUGGGCUGCAUAAUGGCGGAGCUGCUAACCGGAAGGACGUUAUUCCCCGGCACCGACCAUAUUAACCAGCUGCAGCAGAUCAUGAGGCUGACAGGUACACCCCCGGCCUCUGUCAUUAGCCGGAUGCCCAGCCACGAGGCCAGAAACUACAUUAACUCCCUUCCCCAGAUGCCCAAGAGGAACUUUGCUGAUGUGUUCAUUGGCGCUAACCCACUAGCGGUGGAUCUGUUAGAGAAGAUGUUGGUUCUGGACACUGAUCAGCGGAUCACAGCGUCAGAGGCCCUGGCCCACCCCUACUUCUCCCAGUACCACGACCCAGACGAUGAACCAGAGUCUGAGCCAUACGACCAGAGCUUUGAGAGCCGUGAGCUGGAGAUAGAGGAGUGGAAAAGGUUGACCUAUGAGGAGGUUUGCAGCUUCGAGCCCCUGCCAUUCGACGGAGACGAGAUGGAGUCCUGAGGGAACUAGGGUGAUGUCAUUGAUAAUCUUCUGCCUUCUCCUUCUCUUAUGGAAUUGUGUUGAGGAGGAAGUGGCAUGUAGACAUUGAACUCAGACCAGUUAUGCGUUUCCUCCCCUAAUGGUUUAGGUUAGGAUCUGGGAGUAGGUUGAGCCUAUCUUAGAUCAGAAUUUAGAGGCAACUUCCUCCCAGAGCACACAACCUUGUGUGAGGACUAUCAACUCUCCGGACUAUUUAACAAACAAACAAAUGGGAAACCACGACAUUCAAGUGUCUGUCGUCGUUCAUUUCUGGGGUCAUUCUCGGGUUAGAGAUCAAGGGUUAAAGGUGACCGACCCCACCCUCCCGCUUGCUGUUUUAUAUUAUAUUGUUUAUGUUUUGGUUUGUGGGCCGAACUGGGGAAAUUACUUUGUAAUAUUGUAUCUACUGUUUGUGUGUUUAGAAUAUCUGUUAAGUUAGCUUCAGAUUUUCACAUGAUUUGCUAAAAAGUAUCUUAUUUAAUAAAUUCCUGGAAAUGGUACUCAGUUCAAUAUGGCAAAAACAAUCAACCACAUUAUUUAAUUUAACAAACCACUGGUACCUUCAAACAUUUAUUUAUGACUUUAGGUUGGUAGUGUAUAGCCAGAUGUUAUUUUACGUCCUUUUGGAUCGAAUUCAGUAGGAAACCCAACAGUGUAAAUCACCUCUGCCCUUCUCUGAAAAGUUCUGUCUCCACAGUCAAACUGUACUCUGUUGUUAUGCCUGCCAGUGUUUUACAUAUGUAAAUAAGGCUGCACUCUUGUAAAUAAAUGAUACUAUGCACACAGUAA
Oncorhynchus mykiss (rainbow trout) is the source of this 2218-nucleotide messenger RNA. The record is from RefSeq and is a predicted model, not a curated record. NCBI's taxonomy places the organism in Eukaryota, Metazoa, Chordata, Actinopteri, Salmoniformes, Salmonidae.